AUGAUUGUACCGACACUCGCGCACAGGAAAUAUGUUUUUAUUCUUCUCGCAGUUGUUGUGAUUUUCAUGCUAUUAGUCGGCAACUAUGCAUAUGACAAUGGAACCAGUUCCUCUACAGAAGAUGCCAGUUCAACGAAGUCGGCUGCACCAAAACAUGAACCUUUCCCUCAUAAGAUCUGGCAGAGCUGGAAGGAUGACUCAGAAGAUCCUACAGAUCGGACAGUUGGCUUCCCACAUCAAUGGCGCAAUAUUAACCCUGGUUGGCGGUACGAGCGCAUUACCGAUGCGAACAAUAACGCAUAUGUUCGGGACCGCUUCGAUGCCAACAUAUCAGAUGUCUUCACAAGCCUCCAGGACCCAAUUCUCAAAGCCGAUUUCUUGCGAUACCUCAUAUUGUUGCGUGAAGGUGGUGUAUGGGCGGAUAUCGACACCUAUCCACACCAACCUGUGUCUAAAUGGAUACCAAAGAAGUAUCAAGGCUUGGUGAAUCUGGUCGUUGGAAUAGAAAACGACCAUCACAAACAACCCAUAUGGCCCGGCUCUCCAUACUCCGUGCAACUAUGCCAGUACUCAGUAUUGGCCAAGCCAAACCAUCCAGCCAUCAAGACACUUGUUGAACAAGUGACUAAAGACCUUGGAAAUCUUCUUGCCUCUAAGCAGCCUAAUGAAGUGGUUUCUUUUCAAGAUGUCAUGUCGACUACGGGGCCAUUUGCUUUCACCAAAGUUCUCAUGGACUACUUCAAGGAGAAGUCGGGCGAGGAGCACAAUGGCGACGAAUUGGAUAGACUCACAGAACCACGUUUGAUAGGUGAUGUGCUAGUUCUUCCGAAGGACAGCUUUGGAUGGCUACCUCAAGAGAACACUCAUAAGAAGGGAGACCCAAGUAUUCUUGUUGAGCAUUUGUUCAUAGGAUCAUGGCGAGACGGCCACCCUGGAUAA
Messenger RNA from Fusarium sp. VM40, 939 nucleotides. The record is from the annotation of a GenBank genome assembly. Lineage: Eukaryota; Fungi; Ascomycota; Sordariomycetes; Hypocreales; Nectriaceae.